UGUUCUUGGCGCUAGGGUUUUACUCCACAGCGAUGGCGAGCAAGAAAAAGAGGAAUGGAGAGCCGGAUCGCGAGGGAUCGGAGCAGCCGCCGCAGCAUCCAUCGCCUCGCUCGUCAAUCUGGAGGAAUCGGAGCAAGGGCGACGACCCAGCCUCUCCGGAGGAAGAGCAAGCAAAGGUGGAUAGCCUGCGGUCGGCGCUGGGUUCUCUCACCGACAAAUCGCAGCGCUACUGCACCGACGCGUGCCUCAAGCGCUACCUGCGAGCCCGGAACUGGAAUCUAAAGAAGGCCGAGAAAAUGCUUAAAGAUUCUUUAAAGUGGAGGGCGACUUUCAAGCCAGAAAGCAUCCGCUGGGAGGACAUAGCCAUUGAAUCCGAGACAGGCAAGGUGUAUAGAGCCAAUUUCGUGGACAACUACGGGAGAGCGAUUCUUAUAAUGCGGCCUGCGAGACAGAACACCAAGGAUCAAAAUGGUCAGAUACGGCAGCUGGUGUACUGUCUGGAGAAUGCUGUUCUGAACUUGCCACCCGACCAGGAACAAAUGGUGUGGCUCAUUGACUUCCACGGUUGGAGCGUCUCUAACUCCGUUCCCCUCAGUGCCGCUCGCGAGACCGCUAAUGUUUUGCAGAACCACUAUCCCGAGAGGCUGGGCGUGGCGAUUCUUUACAAUCCCCCCCGGAUCUUCGAGGCAUUCUGGGCUCUAGUCAAGCCAUUCUUGGAUCCCAAGACUUACAAGAAAGUCAAGUUCGUCUACAGCAAGGAUCCCGACAGCGUCAAGCUGCUCGAGGACGUGUUUGACAUGGAGAAGCUGGACACGUCCUUUGGAGGCCGCGGUAACUGCGAGUACAACCACGAAGACUACGGCAGGAUGAUGAAGCAAGACGACGUCAAGAUGCAAGAGCACUGGCGCUAAUCCGGAGCCGAGCUACUAACACCGGUAAAAAUCGAAAGAGACCAACUUUCCGAAAGAAAAACUAUUUUUCUACUAUACACAGGAAGCUACAAGAGAUCAGAUCGGAGGAGAUCCGAGAGAAGCGUGAGAGAAUCGAUGUGGUGCUCGCUCUCUCGGAGCCUCUCUUCCGCCAAAAAGCAAUGAAUGCGAGCGGUUUGAGCGUCUCUCUCUCCCGCUCCGCAUCGUUUCUUCUUUA
Messenger RNA from Selaginella moellendorffii, 1146 nucleotides. RefSeq names its product phosphatidylinositol transfer protein 3. Gene Ontology annotation, molecular function: phosphatidylinositol transfer activity. The coding region runs from base 33 to 911 and encodes 292 amino acids. NCBI's taxonomy places the organism in Eukaryota, Viridiplantae, Streptophyta, Lycopodiopsida, Selaginellales, Selaginellaceae. The transcript has 5 exons. The record is from RefSeq and is a predicted model, not a curated record.